GUCAGCUAUAAAUAAAUAAUAGUUCCAAAUCUCUCCAGAGUAGCGUUAGAGUAGCUAAGAACCUAGUCGUUAUUGACGGAGUGAAGUGCGCCGUCUAUGAUUUCAUUUUUUUUUCAAGUAUUCUAUAGGUAGGUAUUGUAGCGCCAACUAUUUAAGGUUUUUUGCUGACACUUUUUGGUAUAUGGAGGUUUCAUUCCUUACCUCCACCUUCCAUAAAGUGAUUAUAUUAUGAUUGUAUGCUCUUUGCUAGAUAAAAUGAGGGACGAAUUGAACGUUCGAAUCAAAGUAAGUACACAAUAGUUCGAAUCGUGACGGACUGAUAUGAAGACAAUUGAUAGUUAUAGCAACCACGUCCACGCCGCAGCAGUAAUGCCGCCACAGUAUUACAGCUGCUGUUGCCAUCCGAAUGUCACCUUUAUUAAACAGUACAAAAACAAAUGCCUGAAAUGAAAUUCUGUUGUAAAGAGGGUUUUUGUAUGAACCCCUCGGCGGUAACGCAGUAGUAUUUUUAGGAAGCGCGUGGCACGCAAGCCUCGCAACAAAAUUAGGUUACAACAAUUACAUUAACUACUUCAGAAGUUCAGAGUUCAAUCUAACUUUAAAGUAUUUUAAUGAACGUUCAGUUUACCUGCCGAUUUAAUUUAAUGAUAAUGAUAACCUUCGAUAUUUAUUUCCAAGUAGGUAGGUAAGCCUAAGGUCGUGAUUGCCUUCAUGAUUCGUAAAAGUACAACUUCAGAAAUAACAUUGCAAAAUAAUAAAAUUUUAUGCCAGCGAUUAGAAAUGCAAUAACUGCAGAGUUAUUAUAUCAUUUACCAAAAAGGCCACGCGACGCGGUAGCGUGCUGUCUUUUCAUGUUUAUAAACCUAAACGAUGCUCUCUUGUUAAUUGUGAAUAGCAAUAAAAAGUCAUUUGAUUACUAAAUGCAUUCGUGGUUGGCUUUUUAAAGAUAUUCGGGCGUGUCACGAAUUGCUGGGUAACAAAGUAACAAAUCACUUGGGGGUUACAUCAGGAUACGUAAGGCAGUGUAGGGCGGGCGGGCGCGUAGGAUAGUCGAAUCAGCCGAUCGCUCGCUCCCGCGGCGAAGUGUCUGAACUUUCACGAUGGAUUUCGAUACGGACGCGAUAAGCUGACAUGCAAGACCCACAUCAUACGCCGACACGUGUUCAUCUGCAUAUUUAUUGCACGAGUUUGAUGGAACAGGAACAGCCUGGCAUGUGUAUAAGGAGAAACGAGCCAUGGCGGAGCUGUGUGAGGUAGAUGAGCCGUUUAUUUACAGACUCAACGACAAUGGCUCUGGACCCAGUCUACUUGUCAAGGUGUGCAGUGAGCGUGGCUGGCGCAUGUACCAGGGAUAUAAUGCAUGCAUCGAGGAGCGUUGGAACCUUUGGUGGCGGACCAGCGCCUUCCCAGCUGCCAGUUAUAAGACCCUGGGUGAUUGGCAGUUCAUGAACCACAUACCCAAAGGCGGGUCGAUCUGCCGGAAAGACAGCCUGUCUAGACUCCUGCGCUGCAUGAGGCGGAUCUACGGGUCUAUAUACGAUUUCAGCCCACCCUGCUUCCAUCUCCCACUGGAGUACGCCAAGCUGGUGGCCGAGUGCUCCCGACUCCGGCACGAGCAGGACGGCAGCGCGGUGUGGAUCCACAAGCCUGUGGCGCAGAGCCAGGGCCGGGGGAUCUUUCUGUUCCGGAGUAUCUGUGAGAUGCGUUGCGGCAGCGCUGCGGUCGCGCAGCGUUACAUCGAGCGGCCGCUCCUCAUAGCGGGAUACAAGUUCGAUCUGCGGCUUUACGUGUGCGUGCCCGGGUACAGGCCGCUCACGGCAUACAUGUACGCUGAGGGACUGGCUAGAUUCGGAACGGAUAAAUAUACUUUGUCAGACAUCCACAACCCAUACAGACACCUGACGAAUUCCUCUCUCAACAAAACCGGUCCUCGGUAUGCGGAGUGCAAGGAUAGGAUAGGGAGCGGCUGCAAGUGGACACUGAAACAAGUCCGCCGAGCACUAGUGGGCCGCUGGGAGGCGACGGAGUGGCUCGUAUGGCAGCGGAUCCGAGCUUUAGUUACCCUGACACUCUUAGCUCAGGCCACAGGAACUCCACCCGCUAGGAAUUGCUUCGAGUUCUAUGGCUUUGAUGUUCUACUGGAUGAUGCUUUAAAGCCAUGGCUCUUAGAGGUGAACCUCUCACCAGCGCUGGCGGCAGAUUGCGAGGCCGAUGUGACCGUGAAAAGGCCGAUGCUGCACGAGCUAUUUGACCUACUCGGCCUCCCCAUGCGGCACACCGGCCUCUCACUACUAAAAGGGCCACCCGCUACACAUAUCAACAGUGCUUCACCUGACAACUGCGACAAUACAGUGCGGACAGUACGACCCCGUACAUCAGUACUGCCGGUGGGUCGCCCACGUCCGUUGCGGCGGCGGCGCGCCAUGCCAAUUCACUGCGUGACGCUGCAAGCGCCAUCUCUUGACAAAGACACGGAAUCUAAUGACAAAGGAAAAUACGCAAACAGCGGAAGCCCAUCUAGUACUUCCAUAUCCUCAGGAAGCCCUGAGGAAUCCGACUCCCAGUCAUCUCCAAGUGUGGCCACACCGUCGACGGAAGAAGAGUCGUGGCGCGGCGGGCACGCGACGGCGGCGAGCCGGCGGCGCAUGAUCAACGCGUGCUCGUGGGGCAACGGCGUGCGCUGGGAGCGGGCGCCGGCGCGCGUGGGCCAGUGGGUCAGGAUAUACCCACACACGCUGCCUGAUAAUGAGAUUCAGAUCGAAGAAGUACGCGAAAGCGUGGCCCACGUGUCAAAAUUCGUCCGCGCAGCGCGCGAGGUGGCGCGCGAACACGCGCGUGACGCGCGGGCGCCGCGCGACUCGACGCGCGACGCGGAUUUCGAGGCCACACUGCGCAAGAAGUUGGCUUACGGGCCCAACUUUGAAGUGUGGCUACCGCCUGUCUAAUUUGUGUUCAUUUGAGAGUCACACGAAACCGCCGCCAAAAAGCCGCUCCCAUACAAUCGAGCUCUCAUUUUAAAAUGUUAUGAAUAUUUGCAUAACAUGUAUCUAUGACUGCUGGUACCGGUCACAGACUUUAUCCAUUUAAGAUUUAAUUUUAGAUACAAUUUCUCUCAACGAAAACUAGUACCAGACAGAUAUACAGUUGUUUAUUUAGUCACCCGCAAUAAUUUACGGGCUGAAUAUAUAGAUCAUACUGAGCAACUUUUACUAUGGGACCAACCCCGAAAUCGCGA
Messenger RNA from Cydia pomonella (codling moth), 3235 nucleotides. Its product is annotated as probable tubulin polyglutamylase TTLL2. The transcript is spliced from 13 exons. The record is from RefSeq and is a predicted model, not a curated record. Gene Ontology annotation, biological process: protein polyglutamylation; microtubule cytoskeleton organization. Gene Ontology annotation, cellular component: cilium. Gene Ontology annotation, molecular function: tubulin-glutamic acid ligase activity; tubulin binding. NCBI's taxonomy places the organism in Eukaryota, Metazoa, Arthropoda, Insecta, Lepidoptera, Tortricidae. Bases 1236 to 2945 code for a protein of 569 amino acids.